GUCUGUUGCCGGGUUACCGGGAUGUUCCUCUCCGGUAGGAUGGGGCGGGCCGGGCAGGGGGCCCGGCGGUACCAGGCUGGGGAUGGGAGUGAGUGCGGAUGGAGGAGGGGAGUUGUCGGCGGCUGGAGCGGGCCGGGGGUGGCGCUCGGUGCCUCUCGGCUGCGGGGGGGCCGCGGUGUGCGAGGCGGGACAGGUCGGAUCGGAUCGGAUCGCAGCGCCACGGUAACGCGGGGUGCGAUCUCCCCGCAGCUGUGGACAUCCAGCCCGCCUGCCUCGGGCUGUACUGCGGCAGGACCGUCCUGUCGGUCAACGGCUCCGUGGAGACCUACGGGGACUGCGGGGUAUGUCCUAGAGGUCAAAGAACUGAUGACAACAAAAUCUGCCGGGAAUGUAUGGGAUCUCCGGACCGCUAUGACUGGCUGUACCUUGGCUUCAUGGCCAUGCUUCCCCUGGUUUUACACUGGUUCUUUAUUGAAUGGUAUUCAGGAAAAAAGAGUUCCAGCGCCUUGUUGCAGCACAUCACUGCUUUGUUUGAGUGCAGUGUUGCAGCAAUUGUUACGCUGCUUGUCAGUGAUCCCGUCGGCUCUCUGCAUAUCCGCUCCUGCAAGGUGAAGAAGCUUUCAGACUGGUACACGAUGCUUUACAACCCAAGUCCCGACUACAUCACCACAGUGCACUGCACUCACGAAGCAGUCUAUCCCCUGUACACCAUUGUGUUUAUAUAUUAUGCCUUCUGUCUUGUGUUGAUGAUGCUACUUCGGCCUCUUCUGGUUAAGAAAAUUGCUUGUGGUUUAGGAAAGUCAGAUCGAUUUAAAAGCAUUUAUGCAGCACUUUACUUCUUCCCUAUCCUCACUGUGCUUCAGGCCGUUGGAGGAGGCCUGCUCUAUUAUGCAUUUCCUUACAUCAUACUGGUGUUGUCUUUGGUUACGCUGGCUGUGUACAUGUCUGCUUCUGAAGUGGAGUCUUUCAAGGAUCUUCUUGUCAGGAAGAAAAGGCUUGUUGUCCUCUUCAGCCACUGGUUACUUCAUGCCUACGGAAUCAUCUCCAUUUCCAAACUGGAUAAGCUUGAGCAGGACCUGCCGUUGCUUGCCUUGGUACCUGCACCUGCCCUCUUCUACUUACUGACAGCAAAGUACACCGAGCCAUCUCGCAUACUCUCAGAAGGUGGAAAUGGACAUUAAAAGGAGCCCAUGCCAACAAUGCUGUCCUAAUGAUCUGGAUUCAGCAAUUUUAGUGCUUGUUACAAUUUGGAAACCUCUGGUUUAAAAGAAAUUAUUUAUAUACAAGACUAGGUGAAACACCUCUGAGUAAGACUGUAUAAUAUGAAAAAGCUGCACUUUUGUAUUCUUUGUAAGUAUCUGGUAUAGAUUGAAGGGAAUGUCUUUGUGUCUAUUUAUCACUGUCAAUCUGUAUAAAAAGCUUGUGACACAUUCUAGCACAGCGGUUUGCUUGUAUAUGUUUAUUUCCCAAUACACUAUUUGAGGUGGUUUUUGAAUAAAACAAUAGAGCCC
Grus americana (Whooping crane) is the source of this 1511-nucleotide messenger RNA. It is a transcript of the gene JKAMP, whose product is annotated as JNK1/MAPK8 associated membrane protein. The record is from RefSeq and is a predicted model, not a curated record. The transcript is spliced from 6 exons. The coding region runs from base 99 to 1181 and encodes 360 amino acids. Gene Ontology annotation, molecular function: ubiquitin protein ligase binding. Gene Ontology annotation, biological process: response to unfolded protein. Gene Ontology annotation, cellular component: membrane. NCBI's taxonomy places the organism in Eukaryota, Metazoa, Chordata, Aves, Gruiformes, Gruidae.